UUAGUCUAAGAAUCUCUAAACUUGGUGCCAAAACUUUUCCAAAACAUUUUAAAGGGUAAUAUAUCAGUAUUUUUAAAAUAUCUGACUCAAUUUUGGAUAUAUUCUGCAUAAUAUGCUUUUAGUUCUAGGUUUGUCUUUAUGGUGGGAAUUCGCCAAAAACACCCUUAGAGAAAAAACUAACUCACUCAGUCUAGAAUCAUCAUUAUUUUUAAUCUCUCCCACUGGGUGUGAAGCAGGCUGUACCAUCUUGGUUAUCGUUUGUAAUUGGGUAGUAGAGCUACACUCUAUGAUCUUAAAAUGAUAGAAUCACCUAAUGACGCAUUUCUUAGAAUAAAUCACCGUGAUUAAGCAAUGACAUCACGGAGUGAUUGUUUGUUUGUUUGUUUGUUUGUUUGUUUGUUUAUAAUCCACUAUGCUGUUUGUGCUUAUGGAGGAGUCUGAGUCGGCAAGUAGGUUCAUCCCAAGCUUUUGUCCAUCUUUAGUCCAUCAUCUACAGUCACACCUGUACAGGUACAUUCCUCGAAUUUAGCAAUACCUUGGUGCUGUACUAUAAGCAAUUACACUGUACAAAGUUACAGUUAUUAACUUUGGAACAGAAGGAAAUGUCUCUCCUGGCCAUUGCUGGUCUGCUGUGGAGUUUGUGCCUGUGGUCAUGUUUGGGUUCCAGCGAAAUCCAGGUGACCUGUGUCUUCUCUGAAGUCUGUGUGCUGCCCUGCCAAUUUACCAGAGGUAAAGAUGAAGUCAUCCACUGGUACAAAGGUACAGCUGUGGUCCACAGCUAUUACGACAACAUGGACCAACUGGCCCAGCAGGAUCCAGCAUACAAAAACAGGACCUCUAUGGACAAGGAGCAGGUUGCCAAGGGCAACGCCUCACUGAGCCUGUGGAGGACCAACCUCCAGGAUGGCGGCAAAUACAGGUGCUACUGCAGCACUGCACAGAGUCAGGAGUCCUUCGUCGUGGUCGAAGUCAAAGGGAACCACGGGGGAUCAACCAAAGGGAGCUCGCUAUGGGCACUCCUUCCUCUUGGUCCAGUUGCAAUCAUCAUAAUUCUACCAUGCAUCAUCAAGAGACAGCAGAUCCGGGACAGUUUGAGGAUGAGGUGCCAAGGCAAACAAGCUGGCAACAGAGCAAGCAGGAAUACAGAAAACAGACUGGAGGGACUGGAACUGAACAGUGACCCAGUGACUCAGAACCCUAACAACCUCAGCCUCAGCACAGGCUCCCCCCAGGGCUGUGUGUUGGGUCCCCUGCUCUUCACCCUGUACACCCACGACUGUGUUCCUGCCCACCUCAGCAAGAGUAUUAUCACGUUUGCUGAUGACACCACCGUGGUGGGGCUCAUCUCAGGGGGGGACGAGUCUGCGUACCAUGAUGAGGUGGAACGGCCAAACUCACGCGAGGGCAGGAAGGUCUAUGAGACGGACGGCUUCAUGCAGGUGGUCUGCGUGUGCCGUGAUCUGCAGGAUGUAGACAGAGAAGCAGGAGUCGGAGCAAACAAAGAAGGGGAGGCUAGGAUGUGGGCUACAGAGAAGCACAACAUCAGUGAUGGAACUGAACCUCCCUUGACGGGGAGCCAUUUAAACAAAGAAAUCCAGGUGACCUGUGUCUUCUCUGAAGUCUGUGUGCUGCCCUGCCAAUUUACCAGAGGUAAAGAUGCAGUCAUCCACUGGUACAAAGGUACAGCUGUGGUUCACAGCUUCUACUACAACAAGGACCAACUGGCCCAGCAGGACCCAGCAUACAAAAACAGGACUUCUAUGGACAGGGAGCAGGUUGCCAAGGGCAACGCCUCACUGAGCCUGUGGAGGACCAACCUCCAGGACCGCGGCAAAUACAGGUGCUACUGCAGCACUACACAGAGCCAGGAGUCCUUCUUCGUGGUCGAGGUCAAAGCUCUAGUCCGAUCAGUAGAUAUGAAGGUUCUCGGUGAGGAGGUUCACUGCUCAUCCCAGAACAUCUAUCCCAAGCCUCAUGUUUCUUGGGAGACUGACCCCCCUACAAACUCAGAAGCCCUUCAGGCCACCACUGAAAGCUUACCAGACUCAGUGGGCCUCUUUACACUGGAGAGCCGGGUGGGAAUUCUGGGAAAUCGCUCAGACUACACAUACAUCUGCUCCAUCUCCUUAGAGGGAGCAUCACAGCUAUGGACGGCCUCACUGAAACACCAAGACAUAAUUGAAGGUGUAGAGGGCCAAGCUCUGAGCAUCCCCUGCCAUGCUCCAAAUGAUCUGCAGAACUUCACCCUCACCUGGGCCUUCAUGACGACGGGGCAGCCCACUGUCUUUCUUAGCUUCAGCAGCCAGACUGGAAAGGUGGCGAACAACUGGGGUGACCGGGUCCAAUUGGACCCAGCCCAGGCUCAGUCAGGAAACGGAUCCCUGCAGCUGCAGAACUUACAGGACCAGGAGAUGAAUGGAACAUUUAUCUGCACCUUCUCCAAAGAGUACAGCAGACACACAGUCUACACCAGCGUCAGAGUUACUGGGGCAGGGAACCAGGGGCAUGAAUGGCUGUGGCCAGUCCUUGCUGUUGCCUUCAUUGCAGCCUUCAUAAUUCUGCCAUGCAUCAUAUGGAGGUACUUCAGACAGCAGAUCCGGGACAGUUUUAGGAUGAGGUGCCAAGGCAGACAAGCAGGCAACAGAGCAAGCAGGAAUACAGAAAACCAGCAGAAUCAGCCGGAAGAGGAAUUGGAACUGACCAGUGACCCAGGCAGAGAGGUAGACAAUGAAGCAAGCAGGAAUACAGAAAACCAGCAGAAUGAGCCUGAUGAGGGACUGGAACUGACCAGUGACUCAGGCAGAGAGGUGGACAAUGAAGCAAGCAGGUUGGUAUACAGCAGGCAUGCAAACGUGCAUCUCCUCACAAGGAAUACAGAAAACCAGCAGAAUGAUACUGAUGAGGCAGUGGGACUGACCAGUGACCCAGGCAGAGAGGUGGACAAUAAAGCAAGCAGGAAUACAGAAAACCAGCAGAAUCAGCCGGAAGAGGCAGUGGGACUGACCAGUGACUCAGGCAGAGAGGUGGACAAUGAAGCAAGCAGGAAUACAGAAAACCAGCAGAAUGAUACUGAUGAGGUAGUGGGACUGACCGGUGACCCAGGCAGAGAGGUGGACAAUGAAGCAAGCAGGUUGGUAUACAGCAGGAAUACAGAAAACCAGCAGAAUGAUACUGAUGAGGCAGUGGGACUGACCAGUGACCCAGGCAGAGAGGUGGACAAUGAAGCAAGCAGGAAUACAGAAAACCAGCAGAAUGAGCCUGAUGAGGGACUGGAACUGACCAGUGACCCAGGCAGAGAGGUGGACAAUGAAGCAAGCAGGAAUACAGAAAACCAGCAGAAUGAUACUGAUGGGGUAGUGGGACUGACCGGUGACCCAGGCAGAGAGGUAGACAAUGAAGCAAGCAGGAAUACAGAAAACCAGCAGAAUCAGCCGGAAGAGGCAGUGGAACUGAAUAGUUACUCAGACAGAGAGGUAGACAAUGAAGCAAACAGGUUGGUAUACAGCAGUCAUGCAAACGUGCAUCUCCUCACAAGGAAUACAGAAAACCAGCAGAAUGAUACUGAUGAGGGACUGGAACUGACCAGUGACCCAGCGACUCAGAACCCUGACAGCACCUGAAGCAGGAGCUCCAGGCCUGAGACCGCAACCAGAGCCUGGAGUCCAAGAAAUGAAACCUGCUCUUCACAUGUCGUAUAUAUUCGUAUAUUAAGAUUUAUUAUAUUCACUAGCAUUAAUAUAUUAAAUUCAUUCUGUAAAUUUUGGAAAUUUAAAGUAAUUCUUAGUAUCCUUCCUGUUUUGACUUUCAUA
Messenger RNA from Brienomyrus brachyistius, 3809 nucleotides. RefSeq lists its product as uncharacterized. The transcript has 23 exons. The record is from RefSeq and is a predicted model, not a curated record. Bases 603 to 3620 code for a protein of 1005 amino acids. Lineage: Eukaryota; Metazoa; Chordata; Actinopteri; Osteoglossiformes; Mormyridae. Gene Ontology annotation, biological process: cell surface receptor signaling pathway; T cell costimulation; positive regulation of T cell proliferation. Gene Ontology annotation, cellular component: external side of plasma membrane.